AUGCCGCCACUUGUGAGGCUAUUUGCUUCACUUCGCUCAUAUUUUCUAGCCUCUAGGCACACAAAAAGAGUUACCCCUCAACCCGAAGAACAGAAAGAAAGAAAAGUCACAGAAGUGCAAAGUCCAGAGCAGCCUGUGGACCAAGUGAGCCUUCCAGGUCACUGCAGGGAGCCUCCGCGGUGGGAACACGAGGCCGCGAAGAGGAUCUACCACUUCGCGGUGGGGCAGGCGGUCCACUACCGGUGCGAGCAGGGAUACCGGGCUCUGCAGCGCGGCCCCGCCCGGAGCGUCUGUGAAGUGGCCGGCGGGAAGACGAGGUGGACCCGGCCCCGGCUCACGUGCGUGGAUGGAACGGAGCCCGGUCAGUUUCCAGGUGAAGAGCCUUCUCAGGCAAGCCCCAGUGACCUUCCUGAGAGGAAGACGUCCUGUCCCCUCACGACGAUGACAAGUACAGGAGCUCGGCCACCAACGACAGAUUAUCAGGAGCACACAGAAGCAGCCGCCACCACGGAGACAUUCAUAUUCACGACAGAGUACCAGGUGGCAGUGGCCGGCUGCGUCCUCCUGCUGUUCACCGUCCUCCUGCUGAGCGGGCUCACCUGGCAGCGGAGAUGGAGGAAGAGCAGAAGAACAAUCUAGAAAACCAAGAGAACAAGAACCUCCUGCUAAGAAGCCAAGAACAGCCAACCCUCGGAAGUCACGAAGCGCAAGCAAAACCAGUGAAGUGCGACGCUCGCCCGAGAGGCAUCUCUCGUGCCCGCUCGGGUUGCAGAGUGCCGAGAUGUCACAUCACCGGACCCCGGGCAGCGGCAGCCCCGUCACUAAGCCACCCCUGCGCCGUCACAGAGCAAGCUCUACCGGCUUCUAGACAGCAGGUCCAAGGUCCUUGAAGGAAAAGGGCGGAGCAGUCAGAACUCUGCCUUAUUUUCAUGUAGAUGUGUUCAUGGAAGCUAGCAGGGCGUUGAACUCUCCACACUUUAUACCGUGUAAAGAAAAGUAGCUUCAUAUUACCUUCUUCCCCACUUAGGAAUCCCAAGUAAAGCCCUAGCACUAAUGUAAACGGACUCACACGCGUGUGCGCACGGACGCACGCGUGCACACUCACUCUCUGCCUUGUAGAGCGCGUGGGCCCUUUCCCAGCCCCUGCUCUCCCGACCGCAUUGCUUUGUUCACCUCCUUCGAGAACUCCGGGCUGGCAGCUAGGCUCCUUUCCGUCUUCGGCCUCAAUCCUGCAAAGUGAGCUGUCUCUACGGAGCUUCCGGUUUUGGAUCUCCAAGGAGGAACAGAGGCCGAGGCAGGACGAUCUAUGGAUGACCCCAAAACGGGGCAGCCGAGCCCCUGAGUCAAAGUCGGGAACAGAAGGAUAAACCGGGUCCCGGGUGACGACUUUUACUCAAUCAGAAAGGUUCACCAGUAGGCCUCUAUAAGAGUCUGAUCCUCUGGGAUUGCUGCAAGCGACGCUCU
Molecule: messenger RNA, 1464 nt
Organism: Microcebus murinus (gray mouse lemur)
Lineage: Eukaryota; Metazoa; Chordata; Mammalia; Primates; Cheirogaleidae
Source: RefSeq, a predicted model, not a curated record